AUGUCAUUACAGAGUCUGCCAUCGCACCGAAAGAUAUUUGGUCAGUCAUACACUACUCAACCAAAGCGUGGGCUUCCAGAGACACUGACAACCCGAAGGACCAACGCUGAUAUGGAUCCGGUCCCGCCCAAGUAUCAAACCUGGACUCUGUGGACCUGGUACUGGGCGACUGACACCAUCAAUCUUGGCACCUGGGAAACUGCCAGCGCCGUUAUUGCCAUUGGCUUGAAUUGGAGGGAUGCAAUUCCCAUCAUGGUUGUAGGCACCUCUUGUGUCGCUGUCCCGAUGGUCUUGAAUGGCGCCAUUGGAGCCAAGCUGCAUAUCCCAUUCUCAGUCGUAGUCAGGUCGAGUUUCGGGUUUUAUUUUGCCUACUUUUGCAUCAUCUCUCGCGCAAUCCUGGCCAUGUUCUGGCUGGGAAUUCAGGGUGCAAAUGGAGCUCAGUGUAUCACGAUCAUGCUGAGAGCUAUCUGGCCAUCCUACCACCACGUUAAGAACCAUUUACCAGAUGACGCGGGGAUCACUACCCAAGGCAUGAUCAGCUACUUCCUCUUCUGGAUCAUUCAGCUACCGUUACUUCUUAUUCCACCAACAAGACUGCGCUGGCUGUUUGUUGUCAAGCUUCUAGCUGCACCGGUCACUGCGUUGGCCACCCUUGGUUGGAUCGUCCACAAGGCUGGUGGCGGCGGUGCCAUAUUCAAUCUGCCUGAGACCGUCCACGGAAGCCAAAGGGCCUGGCUCUGGCUUUCGUGCAUGUCCUCCGUGACAGGGUCCUGGGCAACCCUGGCAUGUAAUAUCAUGGAUUUUUCACGUUAUGCGAAAACUAGUCGCGGACAGUAUGUUCAGCUCCCGUUCUUGCCUGCGAUCUUCACAGUCUGCGGCGUGAUGGGUAUUGUGACCACGUCGGCCUCAAAGGUUGUCUACGGCGAGUUUCUAUGGAAUCCCUUGGACAUCAUCGAACAUUGGUUGGGCAGUCACGGUGGAAGAGCAGCCGCCUUCUUUGCGGCCCUUUCAUGGUACAUUGCCCAGGUUGGGACGAAUAUUACAGCGAACUCGAUAUCGGCAGCAAAUGACCUAACCGUACUGUUCCCGAGAUACGUCAACAUCAAGCGUGGAUGUAUCAUUGCCGCUGUCGUCGGCGGAUGGGUCAUUGUGCCCUGGAAAAUCCUCAACUCCGCCACCACGUUCCUCGCCUUCAUGGGCGGCUACGCCGUCUUCCUAGCUCCAAUGGCAGGCAUCAUCGCUUCCGAUUACUGGAUUGUCAAGCGACAACACAUCGACGUCCCUGCUCUAUACGACCCUCGUGGACGAUACAGGUACAACAAGAGCGGCAUCAACUGGCGCGCCAUGAUUGCGUUCCUGCUUGCCGUCUGCCCCAAUCUCCCCGGACUGGCGUACAGCAUCAACAACAGCUCCAAGAUCACCGUGGGCGCAAAACACUUGUACACAUUUGACUGGCUCUACGGCUUCGUGGUCAGCAUCUUUGUGUACUCGUUGCUCAGCCUCAUCUGGAAACCAGAGGAUCAGAUUGUACAGCGCACCAUCUACGGCAUCCCGACGACUCCGUUUGACGAGGAGGCGUACGAAGAUGCAUACGAUGAGAAAGUCCUCAAGCGAGAUAGCUUGGUGGGCAAUCCGAAGGGGUUUUCUAAUGCCAAUGGUAUUGAUAGUGUUGCUGGUGCCUUGCAUUUGCGAAGGUCUGUGGACGACACAGCGAGACAAAGUAUUGAGGUCAGAAGAGCCAGCCGUGCAAGUCAGGGUGACCAGGGCCCUCACCCAGCGGAUUCGAUGCUGGGCCAUUAG
Molecule: messenger RNA, 1800 nt
Organism: Exophiala aquamarina CBS 119918
Lineage: Eukaryota; Fungi; Ascomycota; Eurotiomycetes; Chaetothyriales; Herpotrichiellaceae
Exons: 5
Coding region: 1-1800 (599 amino acids)
Biological process (GO): nucleobase transport; transmembrane transport
Cellular component (GO): plasma membrane
Molecular function (GO): nucleobase transmembrane transporter activity
Source: RefSeq, a predicted model, not a curated record